UGAUGGCUGAUGCAAUGAAUAGAGAAAUCCAAUGGCCACUUACUAAGAUGAAACGCAUCAGUCAGAAUGCAGAGGUGCCUUCAGUGAGAAACUCGCCUGGGAAUGGAAGUUCAAACUCUGGUUCCAGCAAUGGGAAAAACAAGAAGUGCUUCCUCUUGGAUUGCAAAAAUCCUGGAAAAACUGUUGCAGAGGGCCGAGUGUGUUCAACUGAUCCUGCAGACAAAGUCCAUAACAGACCCUUAGGACCAAAUGCUACGAAGGUCUGGGUUGUUGUUUCAUUGAUUGAUAAUGCUAAAGUGUGGAGGCCUUCCUCAGAAGUGCAAAUCAUAGCAGAUGCACAAGGCACAACCGUUGCUUGGCCUAAUGACAAGAUAGUCUAUCUCUGAACAAUUUGUGUUUUGUCCUUUAUGUCGAACAAUUUGUUGUUUCAAGUGUCGAACAAUUUGUUGUUUUAAGUGUCCAACAAUUUGUUGUUUCAACUGUCAAACACUUUGUGUUUUCUUUUAUUACAUGCACUUGACUUUGUUUUCUCAUGUUACUAAUUAUAUGUUAUCUCUUGGCAAA
Molecule: messenger RNA, 564 nt
Organism: Arabidopsis lyrata subsp. lyrata
Lineage: Eukaryota; Viridiplantae; Streptophyta; Magnoliopsida; Brassicales; Brassicaceae
Exons: 2
Coding region: 3-386 (127 amino acids)
Source: RefSeq, a predicted model, not a curated record